Messenger RNA from Fulmarus glacialis (Northern fulmar), 3254 nucleotides. It is a transcript of the gene PTK2, whose product is annotated as protein tyrosine kinase 2. The coding region runs from base 1 to 2205 and encodes 734 amino acids. Gene Ontology annotation, cellular component: focal adhesion. The record is from RefSeq and is a predicted model, not a curated record. The transcript is spliced from 23 exons. Gene Ontology annotation, molecular function: ATP binding; protein tyrosine kinase activity. NCBI's taxonomy places the organism in Eukaryota, Metazoa, Chordata, Aves, Procellariiformes, Procellariidae. Gene Ontology annotation, biological process: protein phosphorylation; signal complex assembly.
AUGUACAGCAUUCAGCGAUUCCAACCUCUGUUUUACAGGCUGGCCAACAAUGAGAAGCAAGGAGUAAGGUCACACACAGUCUCUGUGUCAGGAGUCAAUCACUGUCAGCAUAAAGUAAAGAAAGCUAGACGCUUUCUCCCUUUCGUCUUCUGUUCCCAUGAGCCGCCGCCUAAGGAUGAAAUUAGUGGGGACGAGACAGAUGACUAUGCAGAGAUUAUAGAUGAAGAAGAUACUUAUACAAUGCCAUCAAAAAGCUAUGGAAUAGAUGAAGCCAGAGAUUAUGAAAUUCAAAGGGAGAGAAUUGAACUGGGGCGCUGCAUUGGUGAAGGACAGUUUGGAGAUGUACACCAAGGAGUUUACAUGAGUCCGGAAAAUCCAGCUAUGGCCGUUGCAAUCAAAACAUGUAAAAACUGCACCUCAGACAGCGUUAGAGAAAAAUUCUUACAAGAAGCCUUAACAAUGCGUCAGUUUGAUCAUCCUCACAUUGUGAAGCUCAUUGGAGUUAUUACAGAAAACCCUGUUUGGAUAAUCAUGGAGCUCUGUACACUUGGAGAGUUGAGAUCGUUUUUGCAAGUAAGAAAAUACAGCUUGGAUCUGGCCUCUCUGAUACUCUACGCUUACCAGCUUAGCACAGCACUUGCCUACUUAGAGAGCAAAAGAUUUGUACAUAGGGAUAUAGCUGCUAGAAAUGUGCUCGUAUCUGCCACUGACUGUGUGAAAUUAGGUGACUUUGGUUUAUCCCGAUACAUGGAAGACAGUACUUACUAUAAAGCUUCCAAAGGAAAAUUACCUAUCAAAUGGAUGGCUCCAGAGUCAAUCAACUUCCGACGGUUUACCUCAGCUAGCGAUGUGUGGAUGUUUGGUGUGUGUAUGUGGGAGAUCCUAAUGCAUGGGGUAAAGCCCUUCCAGGGAGUGAAGAACAAUGAUGUGAUUGGGCGAAUUGAGAACGGUGAGCGGCUCCCAAUGCCUCCAAACUGCCCUCCUACCCUCUACAGCCUUAUGACCAAGUGCUGGGCAUACGACCCUAGUAGACGACCCAGGUUUACUGAACUUAAAGCACAACUCAGUACAAUACUGGAGGAAGAGAAGCUGCAGCAAGAAGAACGAAUGAGAAUGGAAUCCAGGCGACAAGUCACAGUAUCCUGGGACUCAGGAGGAUCAGAUGAAGCUCCUCCCAAGCCCAGUAGGCCUGGUUACCCCAGUCCGAGAUCCAGUGAAGGCUUUUAUCCAAGUCCACAGCAUAUGGUACAGCCAAAUCAUUACCAGGUGUCUGGCUACCCUGGUUCUCAUGGGAUACCAGCCAUGGCAGGCAGCAUUUAUCCUGGGCAGGCUUCUCUCUUGGAUCAAGCAGAUUCUUGGAACCAUCGGCCUCAGGAAAUAUCAGUGUGGCAACCAAACAUGGAGGAUUCAGGCACUUUGGACAUACGAGGAAUGGGCCAGGUUCUACCCACACAUCUUAUGGAGGAGAGAUUGAUACGACAACAACAGGAGAUGGAAGAAGAUCAGCGCUGGCUUGAAAAAGAGGAACGAUUCCUGAAACCCGAUGUGCGGCUCUCCAGAAGCAGCAUCGACCGAGAGGAUGGAGGUCUCCAGGGCCCAGCUGGUAACCAGCACAUAUAUCAGCCUGUGGGUAAACCAGAUCAUGCAGCUCCACCAAAGAAACCUCCCCGCCCUGGAGCCCCCAGCCAUUUGGGCAGCCUUGCAAGCCUGAACAGCCCUGUAGACAGCUACAAUGAAGGCGUGAAGCCAUGGAGGAUUCAGCCGCAGGAAAUCAGCCCUCCUCCUACAGCCAACCUGGACCGCUCCAACGACAAAGUCUACGAGAAUGUAACUGGGCUGGUGAAAGCGGUGAUAGAAAUGUCCAGUAAAAUACAGCCAGCUCCACCGGAGGAGUAUGUACCCAUGGUAAAGGAGGUUGGUUUGGCGUUAAGAACCUUACUGGCAACAGUAGAUGAGACCCUCCCUGUGCUUCCUGCAAGCACCCACAGAGAGAUUGAGAUGGCACAGAAGCUGCUGAACUCUGACUUGGCUGAGCUCAUUAACAAGAUGAAACUGGCACAGCAGUAUGUCAUGACCAGCCUGCAGCAGGAGUACAAAAAGCAAAUGCUGACGGCUGCUCACGCUCUGGCUGUGGAUGCCAAAAACUUGCUGGAUGUUAUUGAUCAAGCCAGACUGAAAAUGAUCAGUCAGUCCAGACCGCACUAAGCACUGAGGGAAGAGUUUUAUCAGUCUAAGAAUUCUGCUUGCGAAAGGAUGUUAUUUCACCUUCCACCAGCAGUGAGGAUUAACCCAGUGUAGUCCUGGCUUUCCAGCGCCUCUUGCUUCAGCAGACCUGACUGACAGCUGUUGGUUCUCUCUCAUUACAAAAGUUUAACCAAGUUUUUAUCAUAAAGCCAAGCUGGUCUGGGAUUCAAAAAGUGGCAUUAACACAAGAUGAAGUUUGUACAGAAAUCCUCGGGAAAUCACGGCUAUGGAGCGCACUUCAGUUUUAUACCAUCGCAUGGGACACGCUUAGCCUAGAGCUGCCACAGGGUUAUGGUCUCAGAGCCAGAACUGUCUGAGCAGCAGAUCAGAGAGAUAUUGUGAAGUGAAGAAUUCGGGGAAACCUCAGGGCUGAGAAUUCUUGCCCACAGUAUAUGAACUAUCCAGACUGGAAUUUUUUUAUUAGAACACUUACGUCGCAAUAUGCUAAUCACAAUUUACAGAGAAAGAAUAAAAAGCUAUAUUUUCAAGACUUCAGUCAUUUCAAGACAAAACUAAAGCCCUCUUCAUCUUCCUGCGUUUUACUUUUAUGUGAAUGUGUGAAGCAUUUGUUUGGAACUAGCUGUAGAACACAACUGAAAACUCUCGUCUUUUUCACCAGAAUAAUGUGCCAGUUCUUUUGUAGCAAUGUUGUUUUCCUUGGAAGCAAAAAUGCUGCUUUGUACCAGAGCAAUUCAGAGCUGCAUUUAGAGGAGUUCUGUAACCAUUCAUGUCCCCCAUUUUUAUAUAAUUUAUAAAGACAGAUUAAAGCCAUGUUGAAUAUUUUAAACCCACUGUAGUUAACUAACCCAUCCUUUUGUCUAUCUUGCCUGGGAGGAGUUACAGUAGACCAGUGUAAUUAGAUUUUCCUUGGUUUUCCAGUUAUGCCAUCUGUUCUGUUAAAAUAAAAACCACACUCCCUUUUUGCUGUUGAGGGAUAUAAAUUAUUCUCAGGAAGAAUAUAAUGAACUGUACAGUUACUUUGACCUAUUAAAAAGGUGUUACCAGUGAAA